CAGUACAGGUCUGAACUCCACAGAGCAACUACCACUACUGCAAAAUUACUAUUUCUGGGCGCCAAAACCGACAUAAAAAAAAGUCUGAAUAAUAAACAGUAAACAAAACAAUAAUACAAGAGAAAGAGACAGAAAUAUGAGUAAGUGAACUGUAAAAGUGUAAUAAUAAACUCAAAAAUAUGAGUUAGGUUUAAAGAAGACAUAGAAAAAUGGAGAGAGAGGAGGAUUAUCGGAGGAAACAACGCUUAGUAUUGGUAGCUAUUGUAGUGAUUGCUUCACUUGCUGUUACUUCUCUGCUGGUUGCCUUUAGUUAUUACUGCUAUAUUCGUAAUAAGCUCUCUAAACGCUUCAAUAAUACCCUCACAGUCACAGGUAAAUGUGAGGGGAAAAGCAGCUUUGAGAAUCUACAAGUUGUUAGUGAGAAAGGGCUUCAAGUGUUCGCAUUUAAGCAGCUGCAUUCAGCUACUGGUGGUUUCAGCAAGUCCAAUGUGGUUGGCCAUGGCGGGUUUGGAUCAGUAUACCGUGGAGUGCUCAGCGAUGGGAGGAAAGUUGCGGUUAAAUUGAUGGAUCAAGCAGGGAAGCAAGGGGAAGAGGAAUUUAAAGUGGAGGUGGAAUUGUUGAGCCGCCUACGUUCCCCAUAUUUGUUGGCAUUGAUUGGGUAUUGUUCAGAUAACAAUCAUAAAUUACUGGUGUAUGACUUCAUGGCAAAUGGAGGACUACAAGAACAUUUGUAUCCCACAAGUAGUCAUAGGGCUAUGCACCCGAGAUUGGACUGGGAAACACGGCUGAGAAUCGCCCUCGAAGCUGCUAAGGGUUUGGAAUAUCUGCAUGAACAUGUGAGUCCUCCAGUGAUUCACAGAGAUUUCAAGAGCAGCAACAUCCUUUUGGACAAAAAUUUCCAUGCCAAAGUAUCUGAUUUUGGAUUAGCCAAGCUUGGACCCGAAAAGGCUGGUGGACAUGUCUCCACUCGAAUACUAGGAACCCAGGGAUAUGUGGCCCCUGAGUAUGCAUUAACCGGGCAUCUAACAACAAAAUCAGAUGUCUACAGUUACGGCGUUGUUCUUCUGGAGUUGCUUACUGGCAGAGUCCCAGUCGAUAUGAAGAGACCUCCAGGGGAAGGUGUUCUGGUGUCCUGGGUGCUGCCCCGAUUGACAGAUAGGGAGAAGGUAGUGCAAAUUAUGGAUCCGGCAUUGGAGGGUCAAUACUCAGUGAAAGAAGUUAUUCAGGUGGCAGCAAUUGCAGCAAUGUGUGUACAGCCUGAGGCAGAUUACAGACCACUAAUGGCUGACGUUGUGCAGUCAUUAGUCCCAUUGGUCAAAACUCAGCGCUCGACUUCAAAGGUCGGAAGUUACUCUAGCUUCAAUACACUAAGGUCUCCUGGGUCUCAAGACUCUGGCAAAGCAAGUGCUUAAAACUGAUCAAACCAUGUUAAUCAUCUGCUUGUACUUAAGUAACUAGUUUAGAUUUUAGCCGCAUCUUGGUUGGAACAUGUCUCUUCGAAAAUUUAUCAAAUUUUAUAUAUUAGUAUUUCCUAUUCA
Mercurialis annua (annual mercury) is the source of this 1538-nucleotide messenger RNA. Its product is annotated as serine/threonine-protein kinase PBS1. NCBI's taxonomy places the organism in Eukaryota, Viridiplantae, Streptophyta, Magnoliopsida, Malpighiales, Euphorbiaceae. The record is from RefSeq and is a predicted model, not a curated record. The transcript has 6 exons. Gene Ontology annotation, molecular function: ATP binding; protein kinase activity. Gene Ontology annotation, biological process: protein phosphorylation. Bases 210 to 1412 code for a protein of 400 amino acids.